AUGGUCACGUAUAGAAAGCUUAAAUCUGUUAACAUGGCUGAUCUUCGCAACAAUCUAGCCUCUUCUGACCUGUGUACUAAUGUUUACAGUGAAAGGCGUAGCCCUGAUGAUCUGGAAAAGCUGGUUGAAAACUACGGAAGAAUGCUGUCCCGUCUGAUUAACUAUCAUGCACCUAUCAAGACUAAGAGGGUAACGACCAGGCCGCAAGUUCCCUUGUACAACGAGGAGAUCGCUUUGGCGAAAAGACAAAGACGUAAAGACAAAAAGACCUGGCGAAGGACCAAAUAAAUAUCGGACUUCCUGAAGUUUAAGAAAAGGAGAAACUGUCACCCUUAUUAUACAUAAAGCACAGACAACUUUUUAUACGGACUUUGUAGAUGACGAUAGCUGUGAUCUUGGGAAGUUGUUUAGAGGAAUGAAAGCACUCCUCGUGCCGAAGGAUAAUCUCUAUGUUCCUGACUACUCUGAUAAUCGCGCUCUAGCUGUUGACAUAGGUGGAUUCUUUUGUCGCAAGAUAAAUAACAUCCGGAAUGAACUUGGAAUCAUUAGAGCCGCUAUGAAAGAAGAGGACAGAGUUAAAGACGACCCUGUAGUAAUGGAGAAUCAGCGCAUAUAUGAGUUUCGUCAGCUCUCUUGUGGAGAUGUCUGCAGCCUUAUCCAGAAGUCAGCUAAAAAGACCUGCACCCUCGACCCAAUUCCAACAUCUAUGGUCGUAGACUAG
This is a messenger RNA of Porites lobata, 721 nucleotides long. The record is from the annotation of a GenBank genome assembly. Lineage: Eukaryota; Metazoa; Cnidaria; Anthozoa; Scleractinia; Poritidae.